Theobroma cacao (cacao) is the source of this 1573-nucleotide messenger RNA. RefSeq names its product 5'-adenylylsulfate reductase-like 5. The record is from RefSeq and is a predicted model, not a curated record. Lineage: Eukaryota; Viridiplantae; Streptophyta; Magnoliopsida; Malvales; Malvaceae.
CCACCAUUAUCAAUUCAUGGAAUAUAAAGAAGCUUUCAACAGUUGAAAUCUUAAAUUCCAAAACACCUCCCACCAAACACUUCCCCAAAAAAGCAGCACGAUAUUUUAGACUCUCUUUUUUUUCUUCUUUUAAAAAAAAAUAAAAUAAAAUUAACAGCCAACCAGGCCAGCCAGCGAUUAGAUUACCCACUGCAAAGAAUAGCCCACACCCACCAACUUCCCCCUCCCUAUUUCCAGGCCUUGAUUGAUAAAAAUUUUCAAUUUUUUUUUAAUUUUUUCUGGGUUUCAAUUUUGCCCAUUUCUUCUGCUUGUUGUUGUGAAUUUUCUUUUUUUUUUUCUUUUUUUGGGUUUUAUAAAUCAAAUCCAAAAUGGGUUCUUCCUCUUCUUCACUUCUUCUGUUCUUCUAUAUCACAGCCCUUUAUUCAUUACGCUGCGUUUUGGGUUCUUCUAUUUGCUCUCAUGAAGCUGAUGUGUUCAUUAAAAGUCUUCACUUUCAAUGCUCUCCCUCGAUCUCUCCAAUUCCCCCUCUCAAGGUGAAUGGAAACUUCCUGGACAGAGCUUUGGCUUCCAAACAGAGGAAUGGUUACACUGCUGUUCUCUUUUAUGCUUCCUGGUGCCCUUUUUCAUGCAGUUUGCACCCAAAAUUUGACAUUCUAAGUUUUAUGUUUCCUCAAUUUGAGCAUCUGAUGGUUGAACAAUCUUCAGCUUGGCCAAGUUUAUUUUCAAGGUAUGGAAUUCAUAGCUUGCCAUCAAUUUUAGUUGUGAACCAGACGUCAAGUGUGCGAUAUCGUGGUCCGAAAGAUCUCCCGUCAAUCAUGCAAUUUUAUGAAAAAAUAACAGGAUUUGAACCAGUUCAAAAUGUUGCUGAAAACAAGCAGGUUGUAUCAGGGAACUACAAUAGAUAUAUAAUAGAGUCAAGGAAUGAGUCAUCCCUAAUGGACAUAGUAAAGCGGGAGCCGUACUUAGCAUUUGCGGUGCUGUUUCUCUGUUUGAGAGUACUUUUAUCCAUAUUCCCAGAAGUUUUAUCUCGUCUGAAAGCUUUCUGGGUUUCAUAUGCUCCGCACUUGAACUUGGAAAUAUUUGGUGAGACAAGUCAAUUGUUUGUACGAGCCCUUCACAUGGUCGAUGUGAGGAGAGUUUGGACCAAACUGAGGCUAUGCAAGACCAGGAAUUUUCAUCAAGGUGCAAAGAGUGCCCAUGUUUGGGCUUCUUCGCUGGCUUCUGUCUCUUUGGGCGAAUCUUCUGGUCGAUCAUCAUCCUCAUCCUAGGUUGGAGGUUACAGAACUGAGCUAAAGCAUAGAAAAGAGCUUAUCAACCAGACAGUGUAUUACAAACCGCUGUGAUGCUUUGGGACAUGUAGUCCCCUCUCUCUCCGUGCUCUCUCAUGCUAAAUUCUAUUGAUAGCCUGAUAGCUAAAGCUGUUGACCGUGUUUGAGUUGGGGUUUUUUUUUGGAGGAAACCAACUAGCAUGUAAAUCUGAGAACAGUUGCGUUUGUGUAUAUUACUUGUUAUUUGGAGGAACAUCUCUACUUCACACAUCAUUGGAAUGUAAGCUUACUCAACUACUGCUCUC